Molecule: messenger RNA, 867 nt
Organism: Eucalyptus grandis
Lineage: Eukaryota; Viridiplantae; Streptophyta; Magnoliopsida; Myrtales; Myrtaceae
Product: E3 ubiquitin-protein ligase MIB2-like
Exons: 1
Coding region: 1-867 (288 amino acids)
Molecular function (GO): protein binding
Source: RefSeq, a predicted model, not a curated record
AUGGCUGAGGUAAAGCUAUCUAUAGGAGGGGAGGACGUUGGCAUGAACAACUCGAUGGAGUACAAGAACGAUAAAGGAGCUUCCAUGGAAUUUUUGGGGGAUCAAAAGGAUUCUUCUAAAGAAGAAAAUAUCUGGAUUUGUCGGCGUCAGAGAAUGACUCAUGCAUUCGAGUUUGGGCGAACCGCAGAGGGACCAGAUUCAGCAGAAAUAAAGAAAGCUGCUCAAACACUUGUUGAGGUCAUCAAAGGCGCCAAAGUCGAAGAAUUUAUUUCAGCAAUCGAAUGGCUGAAAUGGCUUGUCGAACGAAUUGAUCGAUCUAGCAUUUUAAAUUUCCGUGGCCAAUCGGGUUGCUCACUGCUCCACGUUGCAGUAGCCAGCAGCAAGGACGACAUCCUACAGCUUCUGCUUUUUGAUGCCGAUGACCAACUCAUGGCCACCCAAAAUGAUUGGGGAGAUACCCCCUUCCACACCGCAGCUAAGACCGGGAACUCAAAAGCGGUCGAGAUGUUGAUUCGCCGGGCGAGGAAACCCCUCAACGACAAGCGCGAGAAUCAGAUUCUGACGAUGAAGAACAAACAUGGAAACACUGCUUUGCACGAGGCUGUGCUCAAUCGUCACGUUAACGUGGUGAGCCUUUUGUUGAAAGAAGAUUUGGAGCCCGUGUACUUGGAGAACGAGGCAAAGAAAUCUCCCCUGUACCUGGCCCUUGACACAGGCAACUCCGAGAUACUUGAGAUUUUACUUUCAUACUCGCCCGAACCAUCAAAGAUAAAAGGCUUGCCGCCCGUUCAUGGUGCCCUUGUGCGUCCUGACUAUGGUAAGAACCUAAAUCUAUAUGUGGGAAAUAUCUAUGUAUGCGUAAACUGA